AUGAAGAGCCAGUUGAGAAGCUCCCAGCCAACCACCCCUCGGCGCCAACAUCAACCCCCCGAGUCAGCUGCGGGUCUGUCCCAGCGCCCCGAUCUCCCGCUCCAGAGGACCACUACGAUCCGGCGGCUCUGUCAAGACCCCUUACGAUGCGAUAAGGGGUCGGGGCUGCACUCACACCUGGUUCAGAUCCCUCGGUCGGUCGCAGCCGGUCUCGACGUGAUGAGGCAGAAGAAAACGCGGCCCGGGCAGACCGAGUCGAGGACCUUAAACGACAAGAGGACCAGGGCGGAGCCUGAACGGCAGCAGGCUUCAGACUUGCCUUUGGAAGAGGGAUCCUCUGGCCCUUACGCCUCCAUAACCGAAGACAGGUACAGCAGGCCUCGAGACAGAUUGCGUCUUGGAGCUGAGAAAGGAGAAGAGCAGCGCUCUGCGUUGGGAACGAGCUCGGCGAGGCCCGCCGACCGACGGCGCUCAGGGCCCGAGCGGCAGCAGGUUUUGGACCAGGCUCUCUAUGACUGCCAAAUUGAAGAGGCAUUCCGCGGGCUACUUGACAAGCUCGUCCGCUGGGAGAUCUCGACAGUUGAGGACGCACAGGCCAUGAAGGAUGAGCUCGGCAAGAUGGCCCUCACGCCCACUCCCGCUCCCCCGGCAGCCGAGGCCGAAGAAGAGAGAUCGUUGGGGCCGGACGCCGUGGGCAACGAGAUCCGUCCCGUCACGGAGGGGCUCGAGGAGUCAGAUACUAAGGAGCAAGAGGCCAGGAAGGAGGCCGAGAGCCUAGCUUUCGAGGUUGUCGACACGUUGGACGCGGGAGACCCCGGCGACGAGUACGUGGUCUAUGAAGUCGAGGACUGUCAGGGCAAGACACUGGAGGAUGGCGCGGGCAUGUGGUACGUUUCGUACAAGGAGGUCUCGGCGGAUGUGGAUGGUGAGUAUGUUCUGCUCUAG
This is a messenger RNA of Colletotrichum navitas, 945 nucleotides long. RefSeq lists its product as uncharacterized. The record is from RefSeq and is a predicted model, not a curated record. The coding region runs from base 1 to 945 and encodes 314 amino acids. Lineage: Eukaryota; Fungi; Ascomycota; Sordariomycetes; Glomerellales; Glomerellaceae. The transcript has a single exon.